Molecule: messenger RNA, 675 nt
Organism: Eremothecium cymbalariae DBVPG#7215
Lineage: Eukaryota; Fungi; Ascomycota; Saccharomycetes; Saccharomycetales; Saccharomycetaceae
Gene: MTQ2
Product: S-adenosylmethionine-dependent methyltransferase
Exons: 1
Coding region: 1-675 (224 amino acids)
Biological process (GO): methylation
Cellular component (GO): eRF1 methyltransferase complex
Molecular function (GO): nucleic acid binding; protein methyltransferase activity; S-adenosylmethionine-dependent methyltransferase activity
Source: RefSeq, a predicted model, not a curated record
AUGCUAUCUACUCCUGAUGUUAAAUGCGAUUAUACAAGGAUAUAUGAGCCCAGUGAAGAUUCAUUUCUUCUUCUGGAUAGUUUAGAGAAAGAUAAAUGUUGGUUAAAUGAGAAGUUUCAAAAGAGUGUGAGUGUAGUGUGUGAGAUUGGCUCUGGUUCAGGUAUAGUGACAACGUUUAUGAUGAAGCAUGGGCUGCCUAACCAAAACAGCAUAUAUUUGCCCACAGAUAUUAAUCCAUGGGCGACAGAAGCGAUGUUAGCGACUAGUCGUAAUAAUCAUUGCGAGGAAGGUUUUCUGGCUCCUUUGAGAAUGGAUCUGACUAGUGGAAUCAGAGAAGGUAGUGUUGAUUUAUUAGUUUUUAAUCCACCUUAUGUCCCUGCACCAUCUGUACCGUCAAUUCCCAGUGAUGAUUGUCCCCAAGAUAAAUGGCUAGACCUCGCUCUGGAAGGUGGUGAAGACGGUAUGAUUGUUACUACUAAACUGUUAAAUAAACUACACGACGUUCUUUCCCACAGAGGCAUUGCAUAUAUAUUAUUUUGCGCUAGAAACCAUCCAGAAAUUGUAGCACAAGGUAUGCGCUCUAGAGGAUGGGUUGCAGAAAUAGUCGAACACAGGAAAGCAGGUUGGGAAGUUUUGAGCGUUUAUAAAUUCUAUAGACAAACUAAACAAUUAUAG